Zychaea mexicana is the source of this 888-nucleotide messenger RNA. RefSeq lists its product as uncharacterized. Bases 1 to 888 code for a protein of 295 amino acids. Gene Ontology annotation, biological process: regulation of DNA-templated transcription. The transcript is spliced from 5 exons. Gene Ontology annotation, molecular function: DNA-binding transcription factor activity, RNA polymerase II-specific; zinc ion binding. The record is from RefSeq and is a predicted model, not a curated record. NCBI's taxonomy places the organism in Eukaryota, Fungi, Mucoromycota, Mucoromycetes, Mucorales, Lichtheimiaceae.
AUGCCACCACCACCUAGUCCACCCAAUCGGAACGUGCUGGUUGAUCGCUGCUCUUCGCUGCGUGGGUGCGAGCCAUGCAAGCGUAGAAAACGGGUCUGCAACGGACAGCGGCCGUGUGGCAACUGCCAAGAGACCAGCCAGGAAUGCGUCUACAGCGUAGUGUCGGACUACUCACGGAGCGUUUUCACGACGAAUAGCGCGCGCCGACUAAGUUCGGGCUCAGCCUGUGAGACCUGUCGCCGACGCAAGACAAAGUGCGAUGGCGGUAACCCGUGUGCAUACUGUGUCAAUGCAGGCUUCGAGUGCAACAAUAACUCGGAGCGCCCAGCAUCGUCACAGGGUCAAGACGGCGAUCAUCAUGCCAUGGAUCGCAUCGAGGACCGCCUUCGUCGUAUCGAAAAGCUAAUGACAGCAUUUACCCCCAGCACCUCACGCAAACUGUCAUCACCCCAUCCGCCACCUCCACCGUCGAGUGCUUCUGGCUCGUCAGUCAGACAGCAUCGACAUUCCGUCCAAGGCAUCAGCGUCGCCAAGGAGCAGGCCGCCUUACGAUCCAUCCUCAGAGCAUCGUCUCCACCGUCGUCCCCGCCACUCUCUCCUAGCAACAAGACAUCCAUCACGUCAUCCAUGCUCAACCUGUCCUUGUCGCCUUCCUCUUCGACCUCUUCGAAUCAGUCCUCGAGUGAAGGAUGUCUGUCGCCAAGCGGAGAAUGGAAACAGUCAACGCCGAUCCCGAAUCAACUUUCGAGACGAACAUUUGCCCCAGCAGCCAUGGACUAUAUGCAGUUCCCGAUCUAUCCGCUUUCUUCCACGCCACCCAAGCCUACAGCCUCGCCCGAUUAUCCCCACCCUCAUCACCAGCAGCACCAGCAUCAACACAGAGAGUAG